Lodderomyces orthopsilosis Co 90-125 is the source of this 1212-nucleotide messenger RNA. RefSeq lists its product as uncharacterized. Bases 1 to 1212 code for a protein of 403 amino acids. Gene Ontology annotation, biological process: reciprocal meiotic recombination. The transcript has a single exon. The record is from RefSeq and is a predicted model, not a curated record. NCBI's taxonomy places the organism in Eukaryota, Fungi, Ascomycota, Pichiomycetes, Serinales, Debaryomycetaceae.
AUGGCUCCCAGUACGAGUCCCACUAUUCACAACUUUACCUUAAAAAAAUACUCCAAGUUUGAUCACAACAGUUGGAGUCAUCACCCCUAUCGUACAGACUUAUCAAUAACAUUUAUUGAAGCAACCACCGGAAGCACCAACCAAGAUAUAGAUAUAAUUAUACACUGGAAAGGAUCACAUAUUGAUAAAUACACUUUGUUUAUGAAUGAUAAAGUAAAGACAUCGAUUUUAGUCAAGAGUCCCAACAUCGGUAUUAAACAAUGUGUUCUGGGUAGUGGCGAUUUAAUCUUUCGAUUUCAAAUUAGUCUUGUUGAUGAUGCAGAGUUUGAAAAGUGUCGAAUGUUCUUACAAAUCUGUGAAUUAAAGCAUGCACACAGUCCGAGUGCUGUUGAAGGAUGUGUAAAACAAGACCUAGAUUUUUCAAGUCAAGUUCGAGAGAGCCCCGAAAGCUUGAAGCUUCCUUAUUCCAACGGAAAAGGUAAUUUGAAUAACAAAAGAGAUGCUUUUUUGACAAAUAUUAUGCUGUUUCUGCAGCCAAACACACCUCAUUACGGAGAUAAGAAGCUCAUAUUUGACAUGCAUCUGCAAGUACCUUUGCAACAUCAGCUUCAGUUGUUUGAGUCCCAACUGCAAACAUGCCCACAGCAACAGCUUCAACUGGUUCUACAACAACAGGAAGAAUUAGCCUCCAAGAAGGAACGUCCUAUUUAUUUUCCUACUUGCGUAGAAGGCUUGCCGUUUACACAGCCUAUAUAUCACUCGCAAACAGCACUGCAACCUCAGGGGAUUCCCUCACAAACACAACAAUCAACAAAGAAUUCAAUGCCCUUGCAGCAAAUGCAGCAUCAGUUUUUAAAUUGGCAACAGCAAUUGAUGCCACAACAGAACAUGUCGCAGCAACGCCAAAACUAUCAAGCAUCGAUACAACCACAGCAAUCUGCUCCUCCAGUGUCUCAUUUAACCUUUUCCCAACACCCACUACCUGAUUUUCAGGGCCUGUUCUUAGCCCAAAAUUCCCAAAAAUCAGUCCAUGUUUUAGAUACAUCAGUGAAUUCAGUCGAUCCCAUCCCAUUCGUUCCCGUAAAUGAUCUAAAAGAUUUGGAAUCUUUAACUGACUCUGAAUUGAGAGCACUUAUAAGCAAACAAUGUCAACUGGAUCAAUUUAGAAAUUUCGUCAAGAGAUUGGACAAAAUCAUAGAAAAGAAUAGUUAA